AUGAUCCUCCCCUCUUUUUCCGACUAUAUGAAGUUGAACACUGCUACACAGGCUGCAACAUCUGCCAUCAUGUGGAUUGGUGGGGCAGCAAUUGCACCAUUUGGGGGUCCUCUCCUCGACAUAUUUGGUCGCAAGAAGGGCAUUCUUGGAGCUGCCGCAAUAUCAUUUGUUGGGGUUGCUCUGCAAUCUUCAGCACAGAACGUCGCCAUGUUCAUGGCCGGUCGUCUCAUUCUUGGAAUGGGAGUUGGACUUGGGUCAAUCGCCUGUCCGACCUACACAUCCGAGAUUGCGCCAACCAAAUAUCGAGCCUUUAUGCUGGGGUUCUAUUACGACCUUUGGUAUUUUGGGGGUAUCAUUGCAGCAUUGGUAACUUACGGAUCAGCGCAGAUCGAAAGCACCUGGUCCUGGAGGUUGCCCUCUGUCUUUCAGGUCAUCCCCAGCAUCCUUUGUGUGGUCUUGUUGCCUUUCGUUCCUGAGAGCCCUCGAUGGCUCGUUGCUCAAGGCAAGGGCGAGCAAGCACUCAAGGUCUUGGCUAUCACCAUGUCCAACGGCAAUACUUCACACUCAGAAGUACUUGCAGCUUACAAUCAGAUUGUGACGACUAUUGCCUAUCAGAAAGAAAACCCAGCUUCUCAGAGUUGGCUCGCAGCCGUAAAAACCCCGCCGAACCGGAGAAGAACCAUGCUGGCCAUAUCUGUUGCCGUUAUCGGUAAUUUGAGUGGAAGCGCAAUAGCAUCUUACUGGCUGGGAAGCAUGCUUAGUCAAGCUGGUGUGACAGACACACAGAGCCAACUACAGAUCAAUAUAGCCCUAAACGUAUGGUGCCUUGCAUGUGCUGGCGCUGGUACAUUACUCGCAGACAAGAUUGGUCGAAAACCUCUUGCAGUUGGGAGCUUAACGUUCGCUCUCAUUUUCCUAUAUCUAGUAGGAGCAUUGACGAAAGUGUAUGGAUCUUCCACCAACACAUCCGCGGUGUACGGCACUGUUUCAUGCAUCUUUUUGUUCCAAGGUGGUUACAGCUUUGGAUGGACAACAUUACUUGUCAUGUACCCGCCGGAAGUAUUGAGCUUUUCGCUCCGUGCAAACGGCAUGGCUAUUUACACAUUUGUCUCAAACGCUGCUGGAGUCUUUGCCACAUUUAUUAUGCCCUUUGCGCUCAAUAAUAUUGGCUGGAAAACAUACAUGGUCAACGCUUCGUGGGACGUCUUGGAGGUUGCUUUUGUAGCCUUUCUCUGGGUGGAAACAAGCAAGCGAUCGCUUGAGGAAAUUGACGAAGUCUUUGAGGGGAAAAUACAUCUCGGCGCUGAGAAUAUCAUGCAAGGCUACGAUAUUGAGCAUGCAAAGACCCCAUGUGUGCAGGUCCAUACACUGCGUCCUAGCAAUGAAGUUUGCGAGGAUAAAGAGGCAGGUGAACUGGAGAAGGAUGCUAAGUUCCAGCAGUGA
This is a messenger RNA of Penicillium egyptiacum, 1443 nucleotides long. The record is from the annotation of a GenBank genome assembly. Lineage: Eukaryota; Fungi; Ascomycota; Eurotiomycetes; Eurotiales; Aspergillaceae.